GCCCUCAGUGCUCACUUUGGGGCAGCGGGGGAGAGAGGAGGCUGGAAAGGAGCUCUCAUUGAUGAUUUUCAGUGCCAGCCUCAGCUGGAGCCCACCAGAGGGCAGGAGCAGGGAGCAGUGCCAACCCCUGGGGGAAGGGAUAACUGGGCAGGGCAGCCAGGGCUUCGAGACCCAGGCUGGAGGAAGGGAAGCUGAGCUGGCCUGGCUGUGGAGGAUGAAAGAUGGAGUGGCCAGGCCCUCCUCCUACUAACCCCACCCCACCAUCCCUGGGCACAGGGGCUGACUCAGCCCAUUCUCAGGCCCAGAACUUUCCCUGUGCUAGACCCUGGGGCCUUUGUCCCCACAGUCAUGAGGUCUGAAGGGGGUGGGGACAAUGUUGAUAAAAGGCACUAGAGGCAGCUCCCACACCCUUCCUCAGAGCUGCUGCCCACAUGCAGUCCCGGAUACAGCCCCUAGCCCAGGCCCUGCCCUUCUCCCUUGGAGGAGUUCUGCGAGACACUGGACUCCGGGUGCCUGUCAUGAAGACGGGCACAGGGUGGGAGGGCCUGCAGCGGACCCUGAAGGAAGUCGCCUACAUCCUCCUCUGCUGCUGGUGUAUCAAGGAGCUGCUGGAUUAAUGGCAGCAGGGAGCUGCCUCCUCCCCGCUGGCACCAUGGCCAGCAUCGCUCAGCACCCAGCCCAACCCCCAUCAAGACUCCUGGGGCCAGCUGUGCUUGACCAAGGACGGGCCACAAACAAUGAGUGAAGUGUGAUCCUGCUUUGAGUUUGUGCCAUCUGUCAGACCUGCCUCAUCUCUCGGCCUCUAUUCCCAGGCCCCACCUCCAGUGCACCUCUGGUGCACAGGAGCUUGGCCUGCUGGCUAGGACCCCAGUCAGACUGCAGCAGAACCUGGC
Molecule: messenger RNA, 893 nt
Organism: Globicephala melas (long-finned pilot whale)
Lineage: Eukaryota; Metazoa; Chordata; Mammalia; Artiodactyla; Delphinidae
Gene: LENEP
Product: lens epithelial protein
Biological process (GO): multicellular organism development
Source: RefSeq, a predicted model, not a curated record